CUUUCUCACUAGUCUCAUCCACCAUUUGCUUUUGGGACUCCUCUUUAUUUUGUCCAAAAAUAAUAAUACACACCAGCUGUAUUUAUUAUACUGCAGAUUUCAACAAAAAUAAUUAAUUUUCAGAUUUUCUUUUUCUUCCUCAAAUCUUUGCUAUUCCAGGAUGGUAAAGGGGACAAUGCAACUAUUGCUACGUGCAAUAUUUACUUUGCUAAUUGUUUUAAUUUGUGAAGGACAUCCAGUUGAUAUUACUUAUCUACAAAGUGCAGUAGCUAAAGGAGCUGUAUGUUUGGAUGGAAGUCCACCAGCAUAUCAUUUUGAUAAAGGAUUUGGAGCUGGAGUUAACAAUUGGUUUAUCCAACUUGAGGGAGGAGCAUGGUGCAAUAAUGCCACCACUUGUCUUGAACGUACAAAAACACGAUUGGGAUCAUCUAAACUAAUGGUAAAGACAGUGUCUUUCUCAGGAAUUUUAAGCAACAAGGCUAAGUUUAAUCCUGACUUUUACAAUUGGAACAGAAUUAGAAUUAGAUAUUGUGAUGGAUCAUCCUUUACUGGUGAUGUUGCAGCAGCCGAUCCGAGAACAAAAGUAUUCUACAGAGGAGCCAGGAUUUUUUCAGCUGUUAUGGAUGAUUUCUUGGCUAAAGGAAUGAAGAACGCUCAGAAUGCUAUUCUUGCGGGAUGUUCAGCUGGUAGUUUGGCUGCAAUUCUACAUUGUGACAGAUUUAAAGGUCUCCUUCCAUCGGGUGCUAAAGUAAAAUGUCUCUCAGAUGCUGGUUUCUUUAUCAACACGCAAACUAUUUCUGGUACCUCUCAUAUUGAAAAGUUUUACAGUGAAGUUGUUAACACACAUGGUUCUGCGAAGAAUUUGCCUCAAUCGUGUACCUCAAGACUGAAACCGGGAUUGUGUUUUUUCCCACAAAACGUUGCGCAACAAAUCCAGACACCACUUUUCCUAGUAAAUGCAGCGUAUGAUUCCUGGCAGAUAAAGAACAUUUUGGCUCCUGGUGUUGCUGAUCCUCAUGGAACUUGGCGCAACUGCAAGCUUGAUAUAUUGAAAUGCUCGUCGGCUCAACUCCAAACUAUGCAAGCUUUUAGGUCAGAGUUCUUGAAAGCAUUGAACUCACUCGGCCCUUCCUCAACGCGAGGGUAUUACAUCAAUUCUUGUUACGCACAUUGUCAAACCGGAACACAAGAGACAUGGCUGAGGGACGACUCACCAGUAUUAUCUGGCACGACGAUUGCCAAAGCAGUCGGAGAUUGGUAUUAUGAAAGAAAACGAUUCCAAGAGAUCGAUUGUCCUUACCCCUGUAACAAAACUUGCAAGAACAGAAAUUUUGAAUAGAAUGCUCUUCCGUUUGAUACGGAUAACAUAGAUGAUUGAUGGAGAAGUUUAUCAAUACACACAAGACUUGCAAAUUUUGUGUAAGGGAGGAAAAGAAAAAUAUGGAAUUGAAGAAGUGUAUCAAAUAUGUACCACAAUAAGGGAAAGCCAACUCUGCAUAAAAUUGUGUGUUUUGUUUUCCCCAUAGAGAAACUAUUAUGUAUCAUUUUGUUUGAGGUUAAUAUUAUGUAUCAUUUUGUUUGAGGUUAAUAUUAUGUAUCUUGUUAUAAUCUAAUUGCCUCUAUUUAUGUCA
This is a messenger RNA of Solanum pennellii, 1631 nucleotides long. Its product is annotated as pectin acetylesterase 8-like. Gene Ontology annotation, cellular component: plant-type cell wall. The coding region runs from base 161 to 1339 and encodes 392 amino acids. NCBI's taxonomy places the organism in Eukaryota, Viridiplantae, Streptophyta, Magnoliopsida, Solanales, Solanaceae. The record is from RefSeq and is a predicted model, not a curated record. Gene Ontology annotation, molecular function: pectin acetylesterase activity. Gene Ontology annotation, biological process: cell wall organization. The transcript is spliced from 13 exons.